AUGGUCUCCAAAAUUCUAUGCGUUGCAGAGAAACCUGCAAUCGCUAAAGGGCAAACUAAUAUUGUUCUCUACAAGUCUGGAAUUGAAGGCAAUCAAUAUGUCAAAAACUACGAAUUUGAUUUCACAUUCGGGCCCCCGUGGGGUAGCUGCUCCGUUGUUAUGACCAGUGUCCUAGGACAUUUAACAGCUUCAGACUUUGAACCCAGAUAUAGAAACUGGAAUUCUUGCAACCCCUCUCAACUCUUUGCCGCGAAUGUUAUAAUUGCAGUUGAUAAAGAAAAACUCGGCAUAGCUCGGAAUAUCAAGAGACAAGCCAGAGAUUCCAGAGCUCUCUUUAUAUGGACUGACUGUGAUAGAGAAGGAGAGCACAUAGGCUCUGAAGUCCGAGACCAGGCUGUGCUUGGUAACCCAAGCAUUGAAAUCAAAAGGGCAAGAUUCAGCAAUACCGAACGAACGCAUGUGUUAGAAGCUGCUCGGAGACCAACUGGGCUUGAUGAACGCCAAGUGGAUGCUGUGGCUGCUAGAAUUGAGCUAGAUCUGCGCAUCGGAGCAGCUUUCACGAGACUUCAAACGCUUCAGCUUCAGACACUGGGAGGUGCAUUGGCUGAAAAGAUAAUCAGUUACGGGUCAUGUCAGUUUCCAACUCUGGGAUUUGUUGUGGAUAGGUAUAUGAGAGUUAAGAACUUCAAACCAGAGGCCUUUUGGUCCAUCAAAGUUUCACAUACCCGUGAUGGUAUUACAGUGAACUUCAAUUGGCAACGUGGGCAUCUUUUUGACCGAGCCGCAGUGGUAGUCCUCUUUGAGCGAUGCCUGGCAGCCAAAAUAGCCACUGUUACUAAAGUUAACAAAAAACCGACCAGCAAAUGGAGACCACUUCCUUUAACUACCGUUGACCUCCAAAUGAUGGGAAGUAAAUACUUGAGAAUUGAUAGUCAAGCAAUUAUGAAGUUUGAUAACGAGAUUGACUUGAAAAAACUUGUCGAGAAACAAUACCCAAGUGAAGCAUGGGGCGAAUACGCAAGAGGGUCAGUGUUCUCCACAAACACCAUUCUAGCAGAGUUCCACACUAACCCCUCGCGCUGCGGUGGCUUCAAACAACCUCGUCGGGGUCGAAACAAUGAUAAAGCCCAUCCACCAAUUCACCCAGUGGCCUAUGUUUCUCCAACGGUGCUCAAUGCCAAUGAGGAAAAAGUAUAUGAGUUUGUAACCCGGAGAUUUUUAGCCUGCUGCUCUGAGGAUGCGGAAGGCGAGUCGACGGACAUUGAAAUACAAUAUGGGGAUGAAGAGUUUCAUACUCGGGGCCUCGUCGUCUUAGAACGAAACUAUCUGGACGUCUAUGUGUAUGACAAAUGGGAGAGCAGCCAACCGCUACCGAAUUUUGUUCUGAACGAAUCCUUUGAGCCAAAAGAAGCGAAUAUUACAGAAGGGAAAACGGUUGCCCCCGGAUAUCUUACCGAGCCGGAACUCAUUGGGCUCAUGGAUGCGAAUGGAAUUGGUACCGACGCUACUAUGGCUGAGCAUAUAUCAAAAAUCAAGGCCAGAGAAUAUGUUGCAACUCGCCCUCGCGGUGGUGGCAGAGGAUCUGGCGGAAGGGUAGAUGAAUUUAUCCCUACGAAGCUUGGGGUUGCUCUUGUUGAAGGAUAUGACAAUGUGGUUGCUGGCUUGCCUGAUUGCCCUAGCCUCACGAAGCCAUUCCUUCGAAAAGAAAUGGAACUGCGAAUGGGAGAUAUAUGUUCUGGGACCAAAACGAAAGCAGAGGUAGUAAGACAGAACGUGGGUAUGUACAGCGAAGUAUUCACCCACACGCAACAGCGCAUUGAGUUGCUUAAGGUGGCAUGUAGAAAAUAUGUUUUUGAUUCUGAAAACUAG
Molecule: messenger RNA, 1869 nt
Organism: Trichophyton verrucosum HKI 0517
Lineage: Eukaryota; Fungi; Ascomycota; Eurotiomycetes; Onygenales; Arthrodermataceae
Exons: 7
Coding region: 1-1869 (622 amino acids)
Biological process (GO): DNA topological change
Cellular component (GO): nucleus
Molecular function (GO): DNA topoisomerase type I (single strand cut, ATP-independent) activity; DNA binding
Source: RefSeq, a predicted model, not a curated record